UAUUCCCGAAAUGCCCCUGCAGCACACAGCGCACAUAAAACAUCAAACUACUCACGACAACACUGUUUUCGCCGCGUCCAGCAUCGGGUACCUCUCUCUUCGACCGAAAGCGUCGAAAAUUUUUUCGCAUCGACCGCCGCCAUUAUCGGAUCCUUCAGCAUCAUCAGCAGCAGCUAGAGUGUGAAGCUUCUUCUCGGUUUAUACGCGGACGCCAUUGUUUAUUUUCUGCCCGCUAAGCAGCGACAAAUCCGCCGUUCCGGUUUACGUUUCGUCGCGUAAAUAGUGCGUAAUCGGUGCCUACCGGAGUGCUCAGUGCCGUGGUGAUGAAGUGAUUUGCGUACGGGAACCGCUUGAAGGUAAUUUUCAGUUUUUCGAGUCAGAAGUAGCCAGGAACUUGGGCAACUAAAACGGCGACGACGACGAUAGCAAAGGGGAUUUGAACGGAUUUUGCGUGCUGCUCUUUUUCAUCGGUGGUGCUCUUCUCGCAUUAGUGAUUGGGCGAUGUACGCACGAGCGAGAGGUGGUAGUGUUUUUGAUUCGAUUUUCACUUUGGAAAAGGUACUCUUCUGGUGUUAGUAUUUUUGCGGUAGUGAUGAGCGAGAGGGACAACUGAAAGGAAGAUAGCGUGAUGGUAUGGGUAUGAGUGGAAUGCAAAAUAUCGGUUUUUGCCGGGCGAGUUUCAGUUGUUUUGCUCUAGCAUAUGGAUUGUUCUAAAGGAGUGAGCAGUUCAUAUCGAUGCACAUAAACAUCAAAGUAGCAAACUUCGGUGGAGUGAAAAAACGCAAAGUUUAGCCUGAACAUUCUGCAUCCAAACCCGAGAGGAAUAGCCAGCUAAACGCGGAAUAGAAAGAAGAAAAACUGAUCAGUGUAAGAAAAAAAGUGUUGAAGCAAAUUUUUCAAUGAAAAAUCAAGUGAACGAUAUUUGCAAAGUGCAAACAUUAUUUAUUGGUGACGCGUAGGAACUAGGAACUUCGAAACAGUGCUGUAAUAGAUCGGGAGUGAAAAUUUUCGCAUCUGAGUGGCAUGACAGCCAUAUCGGAAGCGGCUGCUGGCACCGAACUGGUCCCAGCAUCCACCAAGAAUAAUGCCAUCCUUCGGUGGAAGCGCGUAACAAACCCGAGUGGGCCGCAGCCCCGGCCCCGUCAUGGCCAUCGGGCAGUUAACAUCAAGGAGCUAAUGGUGGUCUUUGGUGGUGGCAACGAAGGAAUUGUCGAUGAAUUACAUGUCUACAAUACAGCUACCAACCAAUGGUACGUUCCGGCCACCAAGGGCGACGUUCCGCCGGGAUGUGCCGCGUACGGUUUCGUGGUCGACGGAACCCGCAUCCUGGUGUUCGGCGGUAUGGUCGAGUACGGCAAAUACUCGAACGAGCUGUACGAACUGCAGGCCACCAAGUGGGAAUGGAAGAAGCUGAAGCCCAAACCCCCAGAGUCCGGAUUGCCACCGUGCCGACGGUUAGGACACAGUUUCACACUGGUUGGCGACAAGAUUUAUCUGUUCGGCGGCCUUGCCAACGAAAGUGAUGACCCCAAAAAUAAUAUUCCGAAGUAUCUGAACGAUUUGUACAUCUUGGAGAUCAAGAACAACCAGCUGCAGUGGGAGAUUCCGACGACCUUCGGUGAGAGCCCUCCGCCACGGGAGUCGCACACGGCAGUGUCCUGGUACGACAAGAAACAGAAGAAAUACUGGCUGGUCAUCUACGGCGGUAUGUCCGGAUGUCGGUUGGGCGACCUUUGGCUGCUCGACACGGACACCAUGUCCUGGACCAGACCCAGAACCAGUGGUCCUCUUCCGCUGCCCAGGUCGCUGCACAGCUCGACUCUCAUCGGCAACCGGAUGUACGUCUUCGGUGGAUGGGUCCCGCUCGUCAUGGAAGACGUCAAGGCCGAAAAGCACGAAAAAGAAUGGAAGUGCACCAAUACGCUCGCUUGUCUGAAUCUCGAAACUAUGACCUGGGAAGAGCUGGAUCUGGACACCGAGGAGGACAACAUGCCACGGGCCCGAGCCGGACACUGCGCCGUUGGGAUCCACACGCGGCUGUACAUCUGGUCCGGACGCGAUGGCUACAGGAAGGCCUGGAACAACCAGGUCAGGGUUUGCUGCAAAGAUCUGUGGUACCUGGAGGUGGAACGGCCGACAGCCGCAUCCCGGGUCCAGCUGGUUCGUGCCUCGACCCAUUCGCUCGAACUCUGCUGGCCGUCGGUUCCCUCCGCGGCGUACUACAUUCUGGAAGUGCAGAAAAUACCGCAACCGCCUCCGACACCACCGGCAGCACCGGCACCCACUCCUGUGCCGAGCAUUACACCAACGCCGGCAGCGGCCGCAGCAGCCUCCCCGGCUCAUACGCCGGCGGCUAUCGCUUCUCCGUCGCUUGCGGCCAUUCCGCAACCGUCACCCGUGGCGGCCGUUGCCGCAGGAUCGAUGUCUCCAGCAGCGGCGCAACUUCCGGCAGGACUUACCAGCGGAGAGCCACUUCUGCCGCAACCAAUCAUCAAAACCCUUCCGGGUAGAGCCGUGGCAUCGCCGAUUGCCGUAUCUCCAUCACCCGUGGCCGUUCAUCCAUCGGCAUCGCCGCUGGCUGGCAGUGCCAGUCCCAACAUCCUGCAAACGGCCGCACAAGCCAUCAGCAGUCCGGUUCACAACCCACCCGGUAUGCAGUCGCCAACACCGAUCGCAAUGGCCGCCGUACCAUCCUCCCCGGUGCAUAGCGUUUCUUCACCCCCUGUUCAACGCAUCGUCACCAAGGUUCAAGCGGCCAAGCCGAUGCAACAGCAACAGCCACAACAGAAGCAGGUGCUCACUCCAAGUUCUCCGAUUCUUCAGCAGCAACCCACGCAAAUCAUCCAGACUCAAGUGCAAGCUCAACCGAUGGUGCAACAGCAGCAAGUCACUCAGAUCACCCAACAGCAGCCGCAGACGAUCCGCGUGGUCAGCGGAACGGGUGCCAUUACAAAUGCCCA
Molecule: messenger RNA, 2960 nt
Organism: Aedes albopictus (Asian tiger mosquito)
Lineage: Eukaryota; Metazoa; Arthropoda; Insecta; Diptera; Culicidae
Product: host cell factor-like
Exons: 6
Biological process (GO): regulation of DNA-templated transcription; chromatin remodeling
Cellular component (GO): histone methyltransferase complex
Molecular function (GO): transcription coactivator activity; protein binding
Source: RefSeq, a predicted model, not a curated record